CCGACGACCUGUUGCAGCCUGCCUGUAAAUUUUAAAUGUCCGUCUCACUAACAACAGUAGAAAAGGACGUUUCAGUGAGACUCAUCCUAUUGGACAACAGCGUUGUCAAUCAAUUCUAGAACGCACUUUUUUCUCUGGAAGGAAACUCGCAGCACAGUCAUUGGUUGAAUGUAUUGACGACGCACGCGCAUUCUGCGUCACGAUUGGUUCAGGAUAGCUGCAGGGUCCUUCACGUGGGCCAAUUAGAUCACUGCAAACACAGCGUGCUCCCGCCUGUAGCUGGAUGACGCAGGGGUCACGUGUUGUUUGUGCCGCGGUCCAUAGAGAUGUGUGUACAGAGGGAGUGAGAAGCAGACUGGCAGCGCCGCUAGGAUCCAGCGAUAAUAGACACGGGUAAUGUGGUCAUGUUGCAGUGGCUUGGCUUGAAUUCUUGUCGCGUUGGCUGCGUUUUCCUGAGGCGGCUCAGAGGAGCGCAUCAUCGGGAGGAAUAAAUUGGAGAGCACGACUCCCCUCCCUCCCUUACUUCCAUCCCUCCCCCUCCCCAAACAAGAAUGGGGUCUCAUAGCGCAACACUAAGGCGAAGAUAAACUUGACCUAACGUUUACUAACCAAAUGGCAAACCUUGCGAAUUAUCCAGAAGGCAACGCCGCCAUGCUGAUGCUGGAAGCGCAGCAGAGGACUGUCGGAGCUAAACAAGUUUCAAACGGCGGCCCCUCCGGCGGGGAUCCCCAUUCUUCUUCCCCGCUGAACGGCGGCGGCGGCGGCGCGCGCUUCCAUCAACAUCAGCAGGCUGCGCUGCCAAACACACACACACAUCAUCAACCGCAGGACCACCACCAACAACAACAACAACAUUUUGAUCACGAAAACUAUCAACAGUCUCCGGCGCGAAAAAGCCUCUUGUCUUCUCUUAAACCAGCACAUGAGGACUCCGUUGCUUCUGCUGCUACGAGCCACACACAGCCUACCUCAUCUGUUAACACCGGCGCCGCUUCUGCAGACGGGCUGGACGACAUUAGGAAGUGCGGUUACCUGAGAAAGCAGAAACACGGCCAUAAGAGGUUUUUCGUCUUACGCUCAGCGAGCCGUUCAGGACCGAGCCGAUUGGAGUACUAUGACAGUGAGAAGAAGUUCCGUAGCAGCCAUCGCUCUGCCGCCGCAUCCUCUACCGGUGCUACCGGUGCUACCGGUGCUGCUGCGAGCGCCUCUCCUCCCAAACGCGUGAUUUAUCUCUACCAGUGUUUCACUGUAAACAAAAGGGCGGAUUCAAAGAACAAACACCUCAUAGCUCUCUAUACCAAGGACGAAUACUUUGCAAUUGUGGCCGAAAAUGAGCAAGAGCAAGAGGACUGGUACGUAGCGCUCAGCGACCUGAUGAGUGAAGGCAAAAAAGGCCACACGGAGGCCGACGAGCUCGACGACGGCUACGGUACAGUAACGCCAGGCACCGUCUUCAAAGAGGUCUGGCAGGUAAACGUGAAACCUAAGGGCCUGGGGCAGACUAAGAAUCUCACGGGUGUGUACAGACUGUGCCUCUCUACUAAAACCAUCCACCUAGUAAAACUGAAUUCUGAGACGCCGUGUGUAAACUUGCAGCUGAUGAACAUCAGACGCUGUGGCCACUCGGAGAGCUUUUUCUUUAUAGAGGUUGGGCGUUCCUCUUCAAUCGGUCCUGGCGAGUUAUGGAUGCAGGUGGAUGAUUCUGUGGUGGCUCAGAGUAUGCACGAGACCAUUUUAGAUACCAUGAAGGCUCUAAAGGCCUACGCCGAGUUCAGGCCGAGGAGUAAAAGUCAAUCGUCAGGUUCUAACCCUAUGGCUUUCAUGACCACACGUCGCCACCUGGGAAACCUGCCACCCAGCCAGACAGGACUGCAAAGGCGAUCUCGGGCUGAGUCUGUGGUUGGCACGCCACCUAGCAGUAAGAGCAGUGGUGCGAGUGGAUACAGGUUUCGUACCUCUAGUGAAGGCGAGGGCACCAUGAGCCGCCCGUUUCGGUCAGUCACAGGCAGCCUGAUCCACCUCAAUACAGCACGUGCCAAUUUGGGUAGACAGGAGAGCAGUGGUGGGACGGGGAGCCGAUAUGUACGAGCCCCGCCAGGUGCCACCUACCAUGCACGAUCUGCCUCACUUCCAGUGUCUCAUUUCCCCUCCACCACUAGUCCCGUCAGUAUGUCCAGUAGCAGCGGCCAUGGGUCUGUCACUGACACCAACACCCGGCCUUCCAGCGCUUCCAUCUGUGGUUCUCCCAGUGAUGGAGGCUUCAACUCUUCUGAUGAAUAUGGCUCCAGUCCUGGAGACUUUCGCUACUUCAGAGUACGCAGUAACACACCUGACUCACUGAGCAACACACCACCCAUCCGGGAGGAGCACUGUCUCAGUGACUACAUGGCUAUGGGCUGGAGCCGAGAUAUGUUCAGUGGGAGUGCUGGGGAGGCUUCCCGUGAUGAAACUGCUGAUGAAGAUUCACGGUCAUUUAGGAGGCGCACUCCUUCCUUUUCCAGACAGGUGGGAGCUGGGAGUGCUGGUGGAGUAGCUGUUUACCAGAAGAUGACCCAGACCAACUUCUCGCUGGACGAGGCUGUAGCUGAGGGAAGCUUUCUGGGCAGCAAUGGCCAGCUUGCCUCCAUCUCUUCAUCACUUCGUUCUGAUUACAGCUCCAGCUCCGAACACAGCCAGGACAACCCCCCUGCAUUACGUGCUGCUGACUCUUUUAAAGAUGAUGGAUACAUGCCCAUGAUGGCUGGUGUGGUGCCCUCUGCACGAGACCCAGAUUACAUGCCUAUGCAACCCAGUUCUCUUGUCUGUGCCUCCCCACACAUUCAGAGUGUGGCCUCACCUCCCUCUCAGCACAUGGACUCACAAGGCUACAUGAUGAUGCUCCCAAGUGGGAAUGGGGGAGCAGACACCCCAACGCCAGCCAGCCCUCACAUUAGUGGCAGGGGCCUUAGUCAGAGAGGUAAUGAGCAUCCUGAAAAUGGAGAAUACAUGGAUAUGUCUCAGAGCAGGCCCAUGGCAGGCAGACGAAAAUUCUCUAAUGACACUUACUACGCACUGAGCGCUCCUGAGAUACCCAAAUCCCACAGCUCAUAUUUCUCCCUACCACGUUCAUACAAAACCCCAGCAAAACAUCGGCGUGAGCAUGACGAAUACGUUCCCAUGAGUUCACCUGCCAAACCUGUCUACAUCUCUCCGAGCACCACACCUGAGCAUAAUGGCUGUAGCGAUAUGGAUUGCCAUUCUGCACGUCCAAACCGCCUCCCCCUUAGCCAACGCAGUUUUCAUGGGUCUUUACAGGCACGUGAGACAGUGGAAUGUCCCUCCAGUCCUGGAGAGUACAUUAACAUUGAGUUUGGUGACCAGGCCACCUACUCGCUCACUAUGGAGGACACUCUCACCAGCCAAAGCACCCACCGGCAGGACCGGCACUCUCCCCUUCCCCAGGAUUACAUGAGUGUGGAGGUGGAUGGCCUUCCACCCAAAAGUCAGUCCUCACGCUCAUCACUGGUGGCCCCUUGGAACCCCCCUACUUAUAUUCGUACCAGUGGUGGUGGAGUCACAUUGGGACCGUCAGAUGACUACACAGAGAUGAGCACUGGUCGACGUGAGGAGCGUAAAAGCCCCACAACUAUGCUGCAACACCUUAGUGUUUGUGAGCAGAGGUAUCCAAGCUCUAGCACACCUGUUGAGCCGAAGGUCAUCCGUGCAGACCCCCAGGGCAGGCGGAGACACAGCUCUGAGACUUUCAACACAUCUACGGAAGUGACAGGAGCGAAUAGCCUGGACAACAGUGCCUCAGUGCCUAGCGCUGUUCCUCAGGUGGGGGACAAUAAGUGGCAGAGCUCAUCAGCCUUCGACAGCACAUGGAUGUGUGUGGAGAACAAAGCAGCAGGUGACAAUGAGGAAGCACCGGGCCUCUCCUCAGACCGAGCUGAAGCAAGUGCCUCUUCUGUGAGUACCAGAAUGACUCUAUCAGUGGAACACCAAAAUGGCCUCAACUACAUUGCCCUGGAUCUGAGAGAGGACGAAGGGACUGAGAGUGCCAGCGCUGAACCCCAAAUGCCGGUCUCUGGCGUGCUCCUCCCAGAAAACGGGGACUACGCCAGCAUAGAUUUCAGUAAAUCUGAGCGGAUCACUGCAACUUCUAAAGAGUAAAGAUGAGCAACGUGGCUGCUUUUUGGAGAAUGGAGGAGCCAUCGAGCCACUUUCGGCCCGUCGCACACCCUGCAGGAACGACCCCAGGGACCUCCACUUUUGUUUUGUUUUCUCGUCAUGUCCUUGCUUUAAAUUUCGCAUCUUUAGGAGCGCAUUAUCUUUUGGGUUGGUGUUGUUUGAAGUCAGCGCUUUAAUAUUUUGAUUGUUAUUUUAAUGUUUUGCUUUUUAAUUGUUCAUAAAAGGGAUUUGCUCACUGACAUGCAGAGAUCCUAAUACUAUUGUCAGCAGUCUCAUCUACAUAGGUACACGGCGUUUACUGAUUAAAAUGCGUUCGUUUUCAGAUUUCAGGUGCAUUUCUUACGAGUUUUAGUAUUAUUAUUAUUUGUUUUUUUUUUUUUGGUGGGCAGACACACUGUACGCACAGGUACGCAUUGUUCAGGGGUUCAUCUGUGAGAGACCUUUUACAAUUUAGCUUUUUACUGCAUCUGUACGUUUACAAGUGUUCUUCCCACAACAUGCGUGUUUUGCUUGAAAAGAAGUCCUCCACACAAGCUAUCUGUGCAAAUCACAUAAUCCCGCUGGCUGUAACUCACUCUGACGUGCUAUUAAGCUGCGUCGACCCUACGCUGGGCCCCAGGUGCGACGUGCUGUACAUUCUUCGUGUGUGACCGAGACCAACUGUACUCUUGUAGUCCUCCACUCCCCCUUUCCUCUCUUCCUUGGUAGGGAGCACACUGCCUCUUUUCCUCACUACCAAAUAUGCAGGAUUGACAGAAGGGGAGGAGCCCGGCGGGGGGAAAAAAAAGGAGGAAGCGUCUAUUCUGGGACUAAACAAAAUGCCAGAUGAGAUCUGCUCCAGUCUCGGAGCACUCACAGGGCCAGCGUAAGGUCACGGAUAGCGUUACUAUAACUGACAUGACUGAAAGUAACUCAUGAGAGUUCCUCGUACAAGGAACUCCUAACUAAAGGAGGCUCACACUAAUUAUGAUCUUAACAGCAACUAGGCAACGUCAUGUUCAACUGAAAUUGUCCCAGCAUUAGUACACAAAGCUCUAAUCGGUACGCUGUUCUUAUGAACACACCCAAGGACAGAAUAUGAACAGAAACAUUAAGCCUUCUGAGAGAAAAGCAGAUUUUUUUUAUUUUAUUAGCCAGCAGUUUAUCGUUUUUGUCUUCUUCUCAGUAUUGUACACAUGCUUUGAGUGAGUGCCCCAGUGAAACACCGUGGCACAGGAUUCAAGCUCAAUCUUUGCCUUACUGUUGUAAUUUAUUGUAGUCCGUGUCAAACUUUUUUAUGAAAGAAAACUAUAGAGAGCAGGUGUGAAACAAAAUAAGACAGACAUGGUACUUUAUCUUUAUCUCCAGCUUGAGAUUGAGAUGUUUUGGCUUGUUGGGUACAAGAAAUCACGUCGUCGUUGCCGUCCCCUUAUUUCGGUACAUUUGAUAUAAACAAACCAAAUGUGAAACAUUUCAUUUGACGCUUGUACUGAAAAUCAAAAUGAGAAAAAUAGAGAUAUUUUCAUGGUAUGUUGUAAAAUUGUUGGUACUGAAAGUUCAAAAUGUGAAUGUAACCUCUUAAAACUCAAGUCCUUCGAUAUUUCACUCCCUUCUGGUCAAGGGAUCUUUCCUCUCUUCCCCGUAUUUUGUAUCAGAUUCGUGUCUUAGGAAGCACAGGCCACAGCGGCGGACUGUCAUUCAAAGAAAACAGGGCAUGUUUAAACUAGCUCUUCAUUUUUGUAAGAUAAAAAGAAGCGUAAUAGAAAUGUUGUGGCAUGAACACUGCUUUCGAUUUCUUCAGUUACGUUUUUAGGUACAGUAAUCUGUGUUAUACAGACCUUCAUGACUGAAAGAGCUACUUCGGCACUAUUUUUAAAAACCUGCCUCAAAACAAUGUUGGGUACAUUGGAAAAGAUCCGGCAAAAGCUGCUGUUUGUUUUUGUUUGUUUGACCGAAUAUUUUGUUGUACUGUGUCGCAAUUUCAGGGUUGCUUUUUUUGUUUUUGUUUGUUUGGUUUUUUUGGUUGAGAAAUUUCAAUCCAAAUAGCCAGUGUUUCAAAUGCCGAAUGACAAUAUACACAGAUGCACAGUGAUGCAUCGUUAAUUUGCAAGUUCAUUUUAAGUUUUCUUUUAUUUAGGAUCUAGUGUAAAGUUUUGAUCUCCUUGGAAUUGUAUGGAAUUUGGAUAUUUUUCUGAAUCUCAAAGUUUGGGGAAAGUCUUGCUUUUCCCGCAGAGUGAUGAGGCAUUUUUGCAGUUUUGUAAAAUGUAUUUUGUUACAGUUGUAUUUUUAUUUUGCUGCUGUGUUUAAAAAAGGAAUUUUUUUAAAAAAGGAAAAAAAAAGAGGGAAACAUUAGGGCGAUUGUGAUCUUGGUGAUUAGCGUAAUGACAGCUGUCGUGGGAUCUGCUUUUGGUUAAUGAAAUUUGAAUGCUUUUGCUGGCAGAGUUGCGUUCAGAUCUAGAGGUUUAAAACCUCCUGUGUUUUAUUUUAUUCCUUAUUUUUUGUUCAUAGAGUCUGAAAGGGAAAAACGAAAAAGAAAAAAAAAACAUAUAUUAACAACCAUUCAUGGCUGUGUCCACUGUACAUACUGUUGUUUUAUUUCAUGUUCAACACCCCCACCCCCCACCCCCCCAAAAAAUCCCCUCACCCCCAACCCCCGUCUUUUUUCUCUGGCUGGAAAAAGGAGAGUGAUCGCAGAUUUUGGAAAGUUACAUAGUGUUUAUAUUUAUCAGACAUUUUGCUUUGAAUAGAGCUAUUGCAAUAAAAAUGUGGUAAUGUAA
Molecule: messenger RNA, 6926 nt
Organism: Ictalurus furcatus (blue catfish)
Lineage: Eukaryota; Metazoa; Chordata; Actinopteri; Siluriformes; Ictaluridae
Gene: irs4b
Product: insulin receptor substrate 2-B
Exons: 2
Coding region: 613-4152 (1179 amino acids)
Biological process (GO): insulin receptor signaling pathway
Cellular component (GO): cytosol; plasma membrane
Molecular function (GO): insulin receptor binding; phosphatidylinositol 3-kinase binding
Source: RefSeq, a predicted model, not a curated record